Molecule: messenger RNA, 7971 nt
Organism: Rotaria sp. Silwood1
Lineage: Eukaryota; Metazoa; Rotifera; Eurotatoria; Philodinida; Philodinidae
Source: the annotation of a GenBank genome assembly
AUGACAGCUAAAGAUAAUUUUAUUCAAUCACCUUUACUUGAUGGUAAUGGUCAACAACCAACAGAAUCGUCUGAUACAAACGAAUUACAACAACAACAAUUACCACCUGAUUAUAUUAGUUCAACAAUACAGGAGAAUGAACCAUCUGAUGAUGUUGAUGAUGAACAAUCAUCAAUGCAAAUAGAUGAUAAUAGUAUAUAUGAUGAAAAUGGUCAAAUUAAAUUUCCAUUAAAUGAUUUAAUUAAACUUGAAGAACAAUUAAAUCAAACAAGAUGGGUCGUACCUGUUUUACCUGAUGGUGAAUUAAUUAAAUGUUUACGAGCUGCUGUUCGUCUUGCUGCACAUAAAUUAGAUACAAAAAGUGAUUCAUGUCAACGAUUUAUUCGAGAUAGUCUUGUAAAUUCUUUUACUAAAGUUCUUUGUGAUGAAGCUGUACAAACAUGGAAACAUGAAAUAUUUACAUAUAUUUAUCAAAAUUGUAUGGUUUUUAUUGAAUUAUGUGUACUUAAAAUAGAAGAUGAUUGUUUACCACUACUUGAAAUUCUUGGUUUAUUAAUGAAUCCUUCUUGCCGAUAUCAUCAAUCAAACCAUAGUCGUUUAAGUGAUUUACAAUUAGCAGCUGAUAAGGAAAUAUUUGCUUCAUCAAAUGAAUUUCGUCUACCACAACGAGGUUGGUUAAUUGAUUUUAUAAAUCGAUUUGGAGAUUUAGGUGGGUUUGAUAAAAUUUUAACACGAUUUUUAUCAUCGGAAACAAAAUUAACCAUAUCUGUCGUUGUUGCUUUACUUAAACCUUGGGGCCUUUGCUAUGAAUAUUUAACACAAACAACUGUUAAAAAAUAUUUUGCACCAAUCAUCGAAUUUGUUCCGAAAUUUCUUGAUAAAUUAACAGAAAAUGAUCUGAAAGUUGAAACUAAAACUGAACCAAAAAGUGAUACAUUAUCAACAGUUAUUAGAUGGUUACGUUAUUUGGCUUCACGUAUACCAGACAAUGAAAAAGAAUGUCGCAAUUUAGAUGCACUUAGACUUAAAAUGAUUCUAAGAAUUCUUCAAACUAAUUCUUUCAGUGGUAAAAUGAAUGCUCUUAAUGAAGUAAACAAAUUAAUCAUGAGUCUUAAUACAAUCCAACGUUCACCAUUAAAUCGAUCAGACGAACCCGAAAGUUUAACAGCUGAGAAAUUAAUCCAAUGGAUACAAGAAAAUCAAGUACUUGAUAUUGUUUUACGUGAUUGUUUACAUCAACCACAAUAUGUUGAAAAAUUAGAAAAAAUUCUUCGUUUUAUUAUAAAAGAACAAGCAUUAAGUCGAAUAGAUUUAGAUAAAAUAUGGAAUUCAUCAUAUGGAAAACAUGAAGCUAUUGAAAAAAAUGUUCAUGAUUUACUUGCAAAAUUAGCAUGGGACUUUUCACCUGAACAACUUGAACAUUUAUUUGAUUGUUUUCGAGAAAGUUGGACUAAAGCAAGUAAGAAACAACAAGAAAAAUUACUUGAAUUAAUUCGUCGAUUAGCUGAAGAUGAUAAAGAAGGUUUAAUGGCAAAUAAAGUUCUUGAAUUAUUAUGGAAUAUAGCACAUGAUAAACAUUUACCUAAUGAAAUAAUUGAUCAAGCAUUAACAGCACAUUUAAAAAUACUUGAUUAUAGUUGUUUACAAGAAAAAGAAAAAACAAAAUUAUUAUGGCUUGAUAAAUUUAUGGAUGAAGUUAAACAUGAUCGUGGUCAUGUUAUUAUUUCAUUAAAACAAUUAAAAGAGAUAUGCAUGCAAUUCCAUGAGGGUGUUUUUGCACAAAACAUUCCACGUAUGCCCGGUCCACAGAAUCGUACUGGUGUUAUUGAUAUAUUAGAAAAAAAAUAUGAAUUAACUCGUGUUGUUACAGAAAAUCUUUGUCAAUAUAUGGAAAGUGCGAGAAAACAUAAAGAAGAAACUAAAUCAAAUAUAUUACCAGAAGAAUAUUAUUCAGAUGGUCGGUUUAAUCACAAUCAACAAAUUCAUGAACGAUUAAAUUUUCUCAAAUUUACUUUAAAAGAAGGACGAAUGUAUUUAUCUGCUGAACAUUCAAAAACAAUUUGGAUAUGUUUAGCUGAAGAAGCUGUUUUUCCAAAUGAUCGUGAACAAUGUUUUCGUUGGUUUGCUGAAAUUAUUGAUGAAGAUGAUUUUGAACCUAAAGCAGCAAAAGAUUUUAUUCAAAGUCAUUUAAUGAAACUUGAACCUCAUCUUCUAACAGAUCUUGGCAUGAAUUGUUUCGAUCGUUUUUUUAAAUCAGUCAAUGCUCAAUUAAAUAAAUUACAACAAAAACGUCGUUCAAUACGUUUAAUGAAUGAUGAAGAUCUUGUUGGUAUUGAAUAUUUAUGGAAAUUAAUUUUAAAUGGUUCAGAUGAAGUUGCUGAUCGUGGUAUACAAUUAAUGAGAGAAAUAUAUACUAAUAUAAGUCCACAAUUAAAAACUGAUGUUAAACGUAUACAUGAAUCAUUUAUAAGUGAUUGUUUUGAACGUUUACGUCCUGUUUAUGAUAGUGUUAAAUUAAUGUAUUCACAUCAAGAUUCUAAACAAGCAUAUCAACAUAAACUUAAUUCAUUAAUACGAAUAUUAAUUGUACUUCGAGAAUAUUUAGCUGAAUGUGAUAAUUCAUAUCAUAAAGAACGAUCAUUUUUACCGAUGUCAAGAGCAUUUCGAGGUCGAUCAAUGAUAUUAAUUAUACGUGUAAAUACAGGUCAAAAUCGAACAGAUGAUUUUGAACAUGGAUUUCAUUCAAAUGAUACAUGGGGACAUAUUCGAAGAUUUAUUCAUAAUCGAUAUAAAUCUUCUUAUGGUAUUAUUGAAUUAUAUCGUAAUAAUGAAAUAAUCUAUGCAACUGAUGAUAAUAAAACAUUAGGACAAACUGAUGAUCGAGAUAGAAUUUCGGUUACAGCACGAUGGGUUCAACAUCAAACUCAUGGUGGUUCAAGUGGUGAGAGUAGUUCGUCUGAAUCAGAAAUGAAUAAUAAUAAUAAUAAUUCUUUAACAUCAUCUCAUCAUAAUCGAAGUCUGGAUUAUAUUGAUAUGAAUGCAGAAACUUCUUUGCCAUCUGUGAUAUUAUCUCAAAGUCAUGAAUAUUAUCAAUUUCUUAUCGAUAUUGCUGAUUUGGCUUGUAAAGAAGGUAAUACUCGUCUUCGCGAUACUGCUCGUCAAAUUCUUGAUUUAAUUCCACUUGAUUUAUAUUCAACAAAAACGUUGAAUGGUUGUUUUACAUUAUUAACAGCAAAUAAUGAACAACCAAGUGCUGAAGAAUGUUUAAAUCGUUUAAAUAAUUUUUAUUUUAAUGUUUCACCAUCACACAUGCUUUAUAAUCUUAAAGCAACAUUAAUUAAUUUUUUACCAGCACAUAUACAUCAAAUAUGUUUACAAAAUAAUAAUAAUGUUGAAGGUUUACAUGUACGAUUUUUAAAUGCUGGUGGUUUAUCAUGUUUAUUAAAUAUUUUAAGUGAAAAACAUUAUACUGAUCAAUGUGAUAUAUCAACAAGAAAAUCAAUUUAUUUUAUUGUACUUUAUCUUCUUAAACGUCUUUUAAUAAUACUUGCUAUAUAUCAAUUACGUUUAACAAAUUCAAAUAAUUCAUCACCAUUUAAUGAAUCAUUAGAACAAAUAUUAAGUAUAACACCAACAAUACCAUUACCUAUAAUGAAUGUUGUUGGUGAACAACAACAUGUAUCAAUGUCAGUUGAACAAAAAAUAGCAGCUACAUUAAUAGCACAUCGAAGUGAUUAUCCUAUAUCAAAAAAUUCUUUAAUACAAUAUAAUCAUAUUAGAGAAUUAAUACGUCUUAUUUGGUGUUUAGCAUCAGAUUCAAAACAAAAUUCAUUUGAAAAAAAUUUAAAAAAUGAUUUUCUUGUUAUACAUCAGACAUUUAAACAGGAAAAUCUCAAUUCAAAUGAUAUUUCUAUUAUAAAUGAUGAUAAUGAAGAAGAUGAUGAAAGUCAAUUAGCAUGUCGUGAAGGACUAGAAUUAUUAUCUAUAUCUUUAGCACUUGUAUCAUCAAGUGUUGAAAAUUUAUUAAAAGAAAACUUUUUUGAAUAUUUUUUUAUUGAUUUAAUACUUUAUUGUCCAUAUCAAAUAAUUCGUCAUACAUCAUCGGAACAAAUUUUUUUAUUAACAUCACGUUGUUCACAAGGCCAAUGUGAAAAUUUAAUACAAUUUUUUCUUCAAAAACAAUUUCAAUUAUUAAAUAAAUCUUCAGAUAAUUUUAAAAAUUAUUCAUUACAAUCAUCAGAUUUUUUUCUUUUAUUAUGUCGUUUAUUAUCAUAUGCUUAUUCACGUAGUAUAUCACCACCGAAUAUAUCUCAACAAUUAAAUGAUGAAAUUUUAUAUUUAAAACAAAUAACAUUACCUGUUGAUGAUCAUUUACUUCGUGGACAUUUAAAUAUUGCUAAAGAAUUAUUACAAUUUCAAACAAGUGAACGUAAACGUUAUUAUGGUAUUGAUCAAUUACUUAUACAACAAAUUAUUGAACAAUAUCUUUUUCCAGUAUCAACAUUACUUUAUAAUUUUCGUUUGUUAAAACGAAAACGUCUUUCAAAACAAUCAAUUAAUAAUAAUGAAACUUCAAAUAAUAAUGAUGAAGAUAAUGAACUUGAUUUACUUAAAGAACCACCUGUUGCUAUUUGUCAAACACCUAUGUCAACAUUAGCUGCAUUUGAUUUAUUAGUUGUUUUAGGAACAAAUUGUAUUGAAAAUUUAAAAUUAAUUGAUAAAUAUAUUACUGAUCUAUUUUAUACAGUCCCCGAUUCUAGUCUGAAUGAAUGGGAUUUUGCUCCACUUGUUGGUCCACGUCCAAAUCGUGGUUUUGUUGGUUUAAAAAAUGGUGGAGCAACAUGUUAUAUGAAUUCUGUUCUUCAACAAUUAUUUAUGAUUCGAUCAUUACGUACAGCAUUAUUAUCAGUUAAAAUUCCACCAGGACAUGGUGAUGAUGAAACUGAUGAUGAUGAUCAACGUCGAGAUGCUUUUGAUUCAUUUUCUGAAGGAAAAUUCUUUCAUAAAGAUAAUUUUACAAUAACAUCACCAAAUAAACAACAAGAACAGAAUAAUAAUAAUAAUAAUAAUAAUAAUAAUAAUAAUAAUAAUAAUAAUAAUAUGGAUUUAUCACCAAAAGAUUCAACAAAUGAACGAAAUGAAUAUAAUAUACAAAUAUUUCGUCAUAUACAAUGGAUAUUUGGACAUUUACUUGAAUCCAAAUUACAAUAUUAUGUUCCAAGAGGUUUUUGGAAAAUAUUUAAAUUUUCUGGUGAACCGGUGAAUUUACGUGAUCAACAUGAUGCCGUAGAAUUUUUGAAUACAGUUGUUGAUAGUGUUGAUGAAGCAUUAAAAGCAUUAAAUUUACCACAAAUAUGUUCGAAAGUAUUAGGUGGAACAUUUGCUGAUCAAAAAAUUUGUAAAGAUUGUCCACAUAGAUAUUCACGUGAAGAAGAUUUUACAUUAUUAAGUGUUGAUAUUCGUCAUAGUCAAAAUUUAAAAGAAUCUCUUGAACAGUAUGUUAUAGGUGAAUUACUCGAUGGACCUAAUGCGUAUUUCUGUGAAAAAUGCAAUAAAAAAGUUGAUACGAUUAAACGAACUUGUUUUAAAAAACUACCACCUAUUCUUGCUAUUCAACUUAAACGAUUUGAUUAUGAUUGGGAACGUGAAACACCGAUUAAAUUUAAUGAUUAUUUCGAAUUUCCAAGAGAAUUGAAUAUGGAACCGUAUACAGUUCAAGGUCUUGCAAAAGCAGAAGGCAUGUCAGUUAUUGAUGAAAGUGCUGAUGAUGAUCUAAAAUCGACCAAUAGCAAUAAUAAUGGUGAUACUCGUUAUAAACUAGUAGGCAUUAUUGUACACAGUGGACAAGCGAAUGGUGGUCAUUAUUAUUCAUUUGUACAGAAUAAAGAAGAAUCAAAUUCUUUUGAUCCUCCACAUUGGUAUAAAUUUGAUGAUACAGACGUAAGUGAUUGUAAAAUGGAUGAAGAUGAAGAACUUCGAUCACAAUGUUUCGGUGGAGAUUAUCCAGCACAAUCAUUUGAUCAACCAGUUAUGAAACGACAACGUCGAUGGUGGAAUGCAUAUAUAUUAUUCUAUGAAAAAAUUUCUAAUAAUGAAUCAAAUUCAGAAAAUAGUCUUGAAAAAGAUUUAGCUAAAUUACAACUUUAUGAUCAAACACAACGUAUGCCAUUAUCUGUUCAACGUAGUGUUCGAAAACAAAAUAUAAAAUUUCUUCAUAAUCGAAUACAUUUUAGUCCUGAAUAUUUUCAUUUUAUGAAAAGACUUGUACAAAGCAAUGUACAAGUUAUUGUUACUUUCUAUCAACAACAACAACAACAACAUGGAGAUAAAAUCUCGUCUAAUAAUACAAUUGAAACUAUUGAAGAAUUAGCUUUAGUUAGUGUUCAAAUAGCUACGAAAUUUCUUUUUUCUGUUGGAUGGCGAACAAAAAAAGCUUUACGCGGUCCUGCAAAUGAUUGGACUGAAUUAAUGAUACAUUGUAUUCGAUGGUCACGAAAAGCACGAUAUUAUUUAGCUGAAGAAGUUUUAUUUAAACAUCCAAAUCGUUUUCAAGAAUAUCUGAUUGAUUGUACAUCAGCUGAAAUUCGUAAUGCAUUUGGUAAAAUGCUUGUUGCACUUGCUAGUCAUUCACGUCAAGAUGAACAAACAACGAAUAUUCCAACAGAUGACAUUAAAAAUUAUUUAACAGUUGAAGAAUCCAUACUCAAUCAUGUUUUACGUUUACUAAAAAAAGAAAUGCCUGAUAAUGUUAAAAUGCUUACACAAUAUUUUCAAUUUUUUGUCAAUUAUUCAUCAAUAGGUCGUCACGAAUGUGAACAAUUAAUACGUCUAAACGUUCCAAUAUUAUUUGUUAAUUUGGCUAAUGAUGAUAAUACAUCAUCUUGUUCAACAUUACCACGUUAUGGUGAACCAGCUAAAUUAUUUGUAAUACUUUCAACAUUAAUUCGUUGUUUUGAUGUUUCCAUGUAUUGUAAAGCACGACAAUCCGAUACAGAACUAUUACCAAAUCCAUAUUAUACAUAUGAUAAUGGUCCAAUAUGUUCAAUGCCACAACAAAUGGCUGAUAUAAUCUAUAAAAGAGAUAUAUUUUUAAAAAAAAUUAUUGAAGAUUCAGGUUCAUGUGAAGAAUCACUUCGUCUUCUUCGUUUUCUUCUAUGGGAAAAUCCUGAUAUAACAUCGAUCGUACUCAAUGAAAUAAUGACUUUACUUGCAAUGUAUCAUACAUAUGAUUUUCGUGGACAUCUUGAUGUACUUUAUAUGGUACUUACAAUUGAAGAUUCUUGGCAAGAAGUACGAUUAUUAUAUGCAAUAAAAAGUAUACCUAUGCCAAAUGUUAAUAAUUCAUCAGUAAUAACAACAACAACAACAACAAAUUGUGGAUACGAAUCAACUCCUCAAAGUUUAUUCGAUAUGUUUUCAAAAUCAAAAUCAACUUAUCAAAAGAAAGCAUAUCAUUGUAUUAAAACACUUGUACAAUUAUUUUCCAAUUGUCCAAAAGCUCAUCAUAUAUUAAAAACUGAUACAGAUAUAAAACAACGUUGGUCACAAGCUGUUCGUUGGUUACAUGAACAAUUAGAACGAACAUAUAAUAAUAUACCAUCAAAUUAUCCUUAUUAUCCAUCACAAGGACCAGUUACUAGCAAUGAUAUGUCACAAGGUUAUUUCAUUGAACGAACUCAAAGUGCUCGAUCAUUACUUGAUAAAGCUGUUGAAUUAUAUCCAGAAAUGGAAAAUGAAGAUGUUGGUUCAAAUAGUGAUGAUCUUGAAGAUGACGAACCAAUGGAAAAUAUAUCUUCUAAUGUUGUUAUAAAAAAUGUCGCUAGUAAUGUACCAUCAAAAAUGGCUCCAACACCACGACGACCUAAUUCCCCAUCGAUUGUUAAUAGUGGAUUAAAUCAACGAAUAUCACCAGCACCAACAACACCAAUGCAACAAAAUAAAACUAUGCAUCAUCAUCAACCACGGUCAUAA